Messenger RNA from Oikopleura dioica, 942 nucleotides. The record is from the annotation of a GenBank genome assembly. Lineage: Eukaryota; Metazoa; Chordata; Appendicularia; Copelata; Oikopleuridae.
AUGCUGUGGAGUAGUUUCUUUUCGUUCCUCGUUGUCGCCGAAUGCCGGCUGACAGGAUUUAAAAUUGAGGAAAACGACGAGAAAAGCGUUGAUCCAGCAUUAGCCCAAGUGGAAGGCAAAAGUAAGAAGACCGACGAGAACAGCUUUUUUAAUGGCGAUUCACGAUUCAAACCCGUCCACGGCGCGCGGCCCAAUGGAAAGAUCGAAAAUGACAAGGUCGUCGAUCUAUUCGGCAAGCAAAACGCUCAGACUAAUUCUGAGCAAGGACAAGUCUACAGAAUCACGUGUUGGGAACAAACGAGCACCAGUCGAGCGGGUUGCAUUUACCAAGCGCCGAACGAGUUUAAGAAAGCAUCAGUUACUCAUUUCUGGCUGGCUUCGACCUCCCAUCGAGUGCGUUGGAUUCACUUCUAUGAUGCCAACGUGAUUCCGAGCAAUUCAAAGUCCUUCCAGGAUGAUUAUGCAAUCACUCAUACGAAUACAGACUUCGAGGGCAUUGAUUUCGUCAAUUUCAUCGUUAUGUUCGAGCGAGUCGACCAGAUGGCACCAUCGAUUCCGUCGGAUAGUGACUGGAUCGUCUAUUCCGAUGCCGAGGAGUUCUGGGACGCUGCCCUCUUUUCUUUUCCAUCAAACUAUGAUGGAAACCGAGCUCGAAGCUACAUCCAGGCUCAGGGUGGUGCGUUUCACUCCGGAAAUGUGAUUCUGAUUCAAUUCCCCGCUCCGGUCAAAGAUCUUCACUUUGACGAGCUCGAUGGACUCGACGUUCAAGAAAUAAGUUACUUCCAAAAUUUUGUCAGUUCCGUGAUGAUUUCCAACAUAACUCCCGGCACAGACAAAAUCUGGUUCGACUUCGAAUAUUUAGAUGCCUUGCGGGACAGUGAGUCCAAAGACCCAUCUGGAAACUGGUUUGAUGCAAGCAAGACAAUUGUCACUGUCUUCUAG